UGCUUGUAUUGAAAUGGUUUUCUAUAUGUGUACAGUUAUGAAUAAAAAUAUUUAGAAUAAAAUAAGCGUGACAUCCAGGAUUUUAAACAAGUGGGACAUGUUCAUGGACUCUUUGCAGGCUACUUAAUUUAUUAAGUAUUAGGCUACUUAAGACAUUAAUUUAUGAUCACUUUUCAUCAAUUUAAAACAUCCUUGCUAAAUAAAAGGAUCAUGUGACACUGAAGACUGGAGUAAUGACGCAAAAUACAUGUUUAAAUAGAUAGUAACGAUUUUGCUGUGUUUUGGAUCAAAUAAAUGCAGGCUUGGUGAGCAGAAGAGAAUUCUUUCAAAAACAUUAAAAAUGUUCAAAAACUUUUGACUGGUAGUAGACAAAAAAAAAAAAGUGUUCAGCUACAGAUAUUGCAACAAAAGAAGUUACAACACUUCUAGGUGUCGUGUCUCCUGAUAAAAGUAUGAUUGCUCAAUAUAACUAAGUAUAUAAAAUGAAAAUAAAAAAAAAUCAAGAUUAAAAAAGAGUUUCAAACAAAUGUUCAAAAAACACAUGCAACCAGAAAAUUACGCUCUUUCUUGCAUUACUUUAUAAUACACCUGCCACGUUUCUCAUGAAAUUAUGCUGCACACACACAAAAGGCGCUGAAAUGAGCGCUAUUACUCAAACACGCCCCCCGCCCUUUUCUCUCCCUGCUGCUGUAAGAGAGGGAAGUAAACGUGAAGUUGUCUGUUUCCAUCACUGAGCUGACUUUUAUGCGAGGACCUGGUGUUUUUGACCGAACGGAGCCACCAAACGAAUUCACAUGAACGUUCGGGUUUUCGGCGAAACAUUUACCAACGUCGAGCCAAAUGAACCGUCCGCACCUGCUGAAAGCGUUUUCUUCUGGAACGUUUUGGUUCUGCUGCUGUACGAGCGAGGCCUGAAGAAGCGGUAGGAUGUCAAGUGGUACAGAUGAUGCCGACCUGUAUCCCCACAUACGUGUUUGGGCAGCGGGAGUUUCUUUGAUCAUUUUGGCUUUUUUCAACUUGAUCAUCAACUGGACGAUAGUGCGCGAGGAGCGCCUGCGGAGCCAUGCGCGCUUCGUCCUCGUGUUCCACUUGUUGUUCUCCGCGCUGGUUUACUUCGCGGUAUGCUUUAGCUUCUACUUACAAAACUACCUGAAAGCAGCGACCACGGCAACCGUGUGCAUGGUGCUGAUCAGAGGUCUGAUGACAAGCGGGUCCAAUAUCAUCCUCACCAUCACGGCGAUGGCACUGGACCGUUACUUUGCCAUUUGUUACCCGCUCCACUAUAGCAAAGUUUGUUUCAAACCCUGGCCGUGGCUCAUCGGGGUCCUAACGUGGGGACUCGCUUCGAUUAUCCCUCUCACCCUGUCGCCCAAAAUAGAAAACGGCACUGUGGCCUGUGGAAGGAAAGCUUUGCUGCAAGGAGGAGAAAUGCACAAGAUUGUUUUAAUAUCAAUUUGUACUAUUCUUAUCGUGUACAGCUAUGUACGGAUCUUAUAUGAGGGGCGUCGUCUGGGUGUGUUGAACCGGCGCAACCGAGCUGCGUGUAGGACUAUCGCUCUCCACGGCAUGCAGCUCGCCGUCUACAUCCUCCCCAACUUCAUUCUGUUUUUGCUGCAUAUCCUUAAAAGCCGAAAGUUACUCGAGAGUUCCACAAAAGAGCUUUUUGCUGUCAUAAGUUUUGCCUUCUUCAGUCUGGCGCAGUGCAUCGCGCCGAUAGUCUACGGACUGCGUAAAGAGGAACUACUGGAACAUCUUAAUCACAGGUUCCCCUGUUUAUCCGGACGGUUGAAACGCAUUUUGGAGUGGACUGUCAACAUCGCGCAUCCCAGUCGGCGUCGCCAGCAAAGGGAGCGGAGAAUGACUUCAGAGACUUUAUUAUCAAGAGAAAUCUCACAGACGACUGUGUGACAUCUUUGGAUUAAGAGACAGACCUGAUGCUGAUUUCUUCAAAUGGGAUAUUUACUUACAGAGACUUGGAAUCCAUCAGAUGUGCUGCAUCUUUGAAACUGAGAAUACGUAUGACUUUUAGAAAACUGAGAUGAUUGGUGUUUUAAAGCCAUAAAUUACAGCAGCUACACAAUGUUCAGGAAUUACUUUUGCCAAAUGGAGAGCAAAACACCUAUUCAACUGUGAUUUUUAUAUUAACAAUAUUAACUGUAAAUAGUACCGUGACUUAUUGUCAUGCGAACAGGUAACACAUAUGUGGCAAUAAUCUGAAUUCUUGUUUUUCUAAAAGCGGCACCAGUCUCUUGUAGUAUUCUUUGCUUUGGCAAAACAACAGUAUUUUGCAGUCAUAUAUAUAAGCUAAUGGACCCAUGUAAAGAAACUAAAACUUAGACUGUGAAACAGGUUUAAUUAAAAGUGGUGACACUGAAAGAUUUGUAGUAUUUGAUAUACUAUGUAUGUAACCACAGCAUCCUGAGUUGUCAAAGACACACUGGUUUAAUAAGGUCACUAACGUUCUUUUACAAUUUCCUGUAAACGGUCUCUACAAGACAUACUGCAUUCAGAAACUAAUGCACUGCUGAAAGGACAAAGCAUGAUUCUGUGAGAUUUCAAGUGUGAACAAAGAGUGAAUAUUUAUAAUUAUGUCAGGCUGACGCAGCUAUAUUGUCUUUUUGUAUGCUUCAUAAGUAAUUAAAUGCUGUAUGGGAGAUGCCCCAGAAAAUGAAAGAAGGGAAUAUAUCAUUUAAGAUGGUGUUACAAAAACAUCCAGUGGGAGGACUGAAUGUCGCAUCUCUUGCAAGCAUCACAAAUCUGUGUAAUUUUUAAAUUACAGUAUUUUAUAUGGUGUUGCCCUUUGUAAUAAAGACCUUUUAUAAUUACGUUAACGUCAUAAUGCUAUUUUAGUACUUGAGUAAUUAAGGUUAGUUAAACUCAAAAGAGUUUCUAUUUUAGUUAUGAGAACAAACUUCUCUGUAAGACAUUUCACAUUAAAACCAUGGGAACAACUGAUGUUUAAGUUUUAUAUGUAAAACCACUACACAAAAAUGUUAACCAACAAUGACAAAUUGAAAACAUUUGCAAAAUGCUAGCAGCUGGACCGGAUAUUAGGCUGAGGUUUGUUGUCGAAAAUGCUUCAGUCAGAGCUUUUAACACUCUUCAAAGCAGACUAGGUCUUACCAUUGGUUAAUAUUAUUCAGCUUUUUUUUUUUUUUUUAAUUAGGCUUGAUUACAUACAUAAAAAAACCCU
Molecule: messenger RNA, 3193 nt
Organism: Labeo rohita (rohu)
Lineage: Eukaryota; Metazoa; Chordata; Actinopteri; Cypriniformes; Cyprinidae
Exons: 2
Coding region: 928-1908 (326 amino acids)
Biological process (GO): G protein-coupled receptor signaling pathway
Cellular component (GO): membrane
Molecular function (GO): G protein-coupled receptor activity
Source: RefSeq, a predicted model, not a curated record